Oppiella nova is the source of this 1135-nucleotide messenger RNA. The record is from the annotation of a GenBank genome assembly. Lineage: Eukaryota; Metazoa; Arthropoda; Arachnida; Sarcoptiformes; Oppiidae.
UGAGACUCAGACACACGACUCAACCCAUGAAUCACUUUUGCAAAUCACUUACCGUUUGAUGAAAUCGACACCAAAUUGACACCAAUUUGUCGCUCAUUUGGUUAUUAACACACAUUUCCACCAAUUGUUGCAUUCAGUGAAGUCCUCAAUCAUGUCGUCUAAGAAGCGAUUGGUUUACUCUAUCAUCCAGUUCUUGAGCGACGAACUCAAGAGCGACGGUCUUUCGCCGGACUCUAAAGAGUCGAUCGAAGUUGCUGUUCAAUGUCUUGAGGCGGCCUUCGAAGUCAACACAAUUGAUGGCACCCUUCAGACCAACAAGAAGUUGUCGACUAUAUUUGAAGACUACCUUAAAGACAACCAAAGUUCACCGGGAGUUCGACCACAGGUUGUGGUGACGGAAGAGCAGCGCAAAGAAGCGGAACGACUGAAGAAUGAGGGCAACGAACUCAUGAAGAGUGAACAGUUCGACAAAGCGCUCGAUAUGUACAGCCGGGCCAUCGAGUUGGAUGCCUGUAAUGCUGUCUACUAUUGCAACAGGGCGGCCGCGCACUCCAAACUCAAUGGUCAUGAGUUGGCGUUAGAGGACUGCAAGCGUGCCAUCAGUUAUGAUCCCAACUAUAAGCAGCGCAAAGAAGCGGAACGACUGAAGAAUGAGGGCAACGAACUCAUGAAGAGUGAACAGUUCGACAAAGCGCUCGAUAUGUACAGCCGGGCCAUCGAGUUGGACGCCUGUAAUGCUGUCUACUAUUGCAACAGGGCGGCCGCGCACUCCAAACUCAAUGGUCAUGAGUUGGCGUUAGAGGACUGCAAGCGUGCCAUCAGUUAUGAUCCCAACUAUAGUAAGGCAUACGGGAGGAUGGGUCUGGCGUUUGGUAACCUCAACGAUCACUCCAAGUCUCGCGACUGCUAUCGAAAGGCCGUAGAACUCGACCCAAACAACGAUAGCUACAGAAAUAACUUGAAAAUAGCUGAGGAGAAAGUGGCAGAAGCCGUAGAACUCGACCCAAACAACGAUAGCUACAGAAAUAACUUGAAAAUAGCUGAGGAGAAAGUGGCAGAACAAUCGUCACAAUUUGGGAAUCCCUUUGAUUUGAGUUCAUUGCUGUCGAACCCGGCGCUCAUGAAUAUGGCCACA